Messenger RNA from Lodderomyces margitis, 1440 nucleotides. RefSeq lists its product as uncharacterized. NCBI's taxonomy places the organism in Eukaryota, Fungi, Ascomycota, Pichiomycetes, Serinales, Debaryomycetaceae. The transcript has a single exon. The record is from RefSeq and is a predicted model, not a curated record. Gene Ontology annotation, cellular component: endoplasmic reticulum lumen. Gene Ontology annotation, biological process: retrograde protein transport, ER to cytosol; endoplasmic reticulum unfolded protein response. The coding region runs from base 1 to 1440 and encodes 479 amino acids.
AUGCACUCGCUUUUCAUACUACUACUACUAAUUAGUCUCCUUGAUGUGUCGUCGGCAUUUCUACAAUCUAGCCAGGUUUUAAAGAAUCGCAUAAUAUUCGAUAAUGCUCGAAUACCCGCUGACGUGGCAUAUUCGCUAGCACAACAAAAUCUGAGAUUAGGUCUGUUUGAAAUAAUGACUUUGUCGUCAAACAAGGAAGUUGCUCCUUAUAUAUGCCACUUACCUGCGGAUAAAGAGGUCAACAUCUCAAAACCAGCACAAACGAUUACUACAUCUGAAUUGAAACAAACUGCUAUAGAUAUCAUUCAGAAAACAUAUGACAAUGGAAACUGUUCAAUGACAUUCAAUAUACAAGCUGGGUAUUGGACAGUGGGAUACUGCUUUGGUGAUAAGGUAAUGCAGUUUCAUGAAGACCUUGUUGACUUCAUAAGCGGAAACCACAAAGCGCAGUUGCCAAACCAUGUCUAUGUGCUUGGAAAAUUCCCCAAUAUGAAACCCUACAAAACAACCGAAAUUAAAAAUCAGAAAGGCAACCAAAGAGUCAAGCUAGAUCCUAAAGACUUUAUCAUUUUUGAAGGUGAGUUUAGCUCUUUUGGAGAUAACGAGGUUGACUCUUCGACCAAUACGCAAAAGUUUAUCAAACACACAUUGGGUGACGGCGAAAUCUGCGAUUUGACCUUACAGCCCAGAACAAUUGACAUUGUGUACAAAUGUGAUGAAGAUUUCGGUAGCCCAGGGAUAAUAGAAAUACAGGAAAUCAAAACAUGUCAAUACCAAAUGAUUGUCAAUGUUCCAGGACUUUGCCAGCUUGAAGCGUUUAGAAAAAAUUUAAUCCAUGAAAAUAUAAUGGAUAUCACCUGCAAACGGGUAGGCAAAGAAAACGCACCGUCUAUUGGAAGUGUAUCGCACGAUACUUUUUUUGACUACCGCCUGCCAGUUUCACUGUCUCAGGUUGCCAAAAUCAGAAACGAAAAAGCCGACUUGAAUCAGUUCCACAUCCACCCCAUCGGUGAUGGGUUUUACCUUGGGACUUUAAAAGAGGAGUAUAAAAGUGAUCAACCAUAUUGGAGGACCAGAGUAAUUGCGAUAAAUGCAAAUGACAUUAGCGAUGGAGAUUUGUUGAAUAGAUUUGGCAAGCUAUUUCUUAAUUCGUUGGAGAGAAAAUUUCCCUCCCCAAUCAUGCUUACCGAUAACCUAGUAACAACGCUUCAAUGGAGUGACUCAUUUAUAUAUUGGAUUGAGAUGUACGAUUUAUUUGGCAACUUCCUUGCCUUGUUCAAGAUGGCACGAGACGGAAAGUUGGAUAAUCAUGAAGUUGAAUUCCACAAGAUCAACCCGGUAGAUGAGGAUAACCUUAUAAGCUUUAAUUUAAACCUGAACUACUUUGAAAAUCCAAACAAUAACUGGAACUUUGAGUAUUUUAUGCGAGAUUUCGACUAA